Molecule: messenger RNA, 573 nt
Organism: Aspergillus aculeatinus CBS 121060
Lineage: Eukaryota; Fungi; Ascomycota; Eurotiomycetes; Eurotiales; Aspergillaceae
Exons: 4
Coding region: 1-573 (190 amino acids)
Source: RefSeq, a predicted model, not a curated record
AUGAGUAUGACACGUGGAGCCGCAGCCAGAGUAACGGAGCAGCAUACUCUAUAUUUAAAUAAACCAUCUGAUGUGGAAUUUUUCGAAAAACUACGAAAGAGUAAGUACUCGGUGUUUUUAACGUCCUAUUAUGAUAAAGACCCGUCUGAGCUCGAUCCCUCUAACCAUAAGAUCAAUCUUUAUAUUUUAAAGUUCACUGUAUACCGUGGAAUGAACUCCAAAGGCUUGUGGAAGAGGAGGGUGAUCCCGAAUUUCUCUAGAAUAAUUACCAAAUAUCCAGCCCGCUGCUUGGGAGAUCUUCACAUGUUUAAUGACGACAGACUGAAGCCCAAUGCCGUUCGUGUCGAAUAUGUCCCAAACCUGCAGCCGAUAGACCUGUCAAACUCUUCAGAAAGACGCCUGGCUAAAGUUCUCCAUGGUGAUUCGAAGCCCCGCAAUAUGAUGGCCUCGUUGGAGGACUACGAAAGGAUACUCUGGAUGGAUUUUAAUCCUGCGCUAAUAUUUUCAGAUCAUGAUCUAUCACCCCGGCAAGAAAGAUGGAUUGCAGAUGAGGUGGAGAUGAUAGACUAUUAG